Messenger RNA from Trichoderma citrinoviride, 1284 nucleotides. RefSeq lists its product as hypothetical. NCBI's taxonomy places the organism in Eukaryota, Fungi, Ascomycota, Sordariomycetes, Hypocreales, Hypocreaceae. The transcript has 2 exons. The coding region runs from base 1 to 1284 and encodes 427 amino acids. The record is from RefSeq and is a predicted model, not a curated record.
AUGGCCGUGGCCCGUCGGCCGCCAUCGUCCGCCGUCUCCCUCACAGCUCUCGUCCUCUCCUCGACGCUCCUCCCGAUCGCCUCCGGCCAUGCGCUGCCCCGAGAGACAAAGACGGUGCCCGUCCGCGAGCUCAACGUGGUCCCCUGGCCGAUCGCGACGCCCGCGCCCCAGCUCGACCUCGGCGCCGUGCCCGCCGCCGACCUGCUGCGCCGCGACUUCAACACCAUCUGCGGCUUCAUAGGGGGCCACGCCGACUUCCCAGCGACCUGCCUGGCCGGCUCGCACUGCGCCGUCGACGUCGACAACAAGGCCAUCGGCUGCUGCCCCGACGGCGCCCCCUGCACCGGCGGCAUCUUCACCGGCUGCGUCGACGUCAACAGCCCGCCCCAGACGGAGCUCAACCCCUAUGUCUUCACCUGCACCGGCGCCGACGUCUGCUACCAGAACCACUUUGACGGCGGCUUCUUCCAGUUUGGCUGCGGCGCGUCGUCCGCCCUGGCGACGAGCGUGGCCACCUCGGCCUUUAGCCGCGGGCCGCUCGACUUUAGCCACGUCUCUGUCCGGCUGACGGCCACGCCCACGCUUCUCGCGACGCCGACGACGAUUGGGUCGCGCACGGGAACCAGGUCUUCUGACAGCACUUCUACUGGCAGCAGUAAGACUAAGACAACCGAUGCCUCUGACACGAAGACGGCCUCAACCGAAGAGUCUACGGGAACCGCUACCGAAACCUCACCUACCGAAUCUUCUACCUCAACCUCGACUGCUGAGCCCGCAGCGCCCACUUCCAAAGGCAGCUCAAACACUGGGCCCAUUGUUGGAGGCGUUGUCGGUGGUCUCGCCGGCCUUGCCCUGCUGUUAGGCCUCCUUUUCUUUUUCAUCCGUAGGAAGAAGGCAGCCAAGCCUGCCCAGUACAUCGAGCCGUCAACUGAAAAAUACAACAACUCCGAACCCCAGUACCCUCCCAAAACCCCUCUCCUUACUGAAGAACGUGGCGUCCACCCAGAAGGGGCCGAACUCAGCCAGCUCCCCCGAAGACCCAGCGAGGCCGCCCCCCAGCUCGGCGAGAUUGGCCUGGCCGUGCCCUUCAGCCCGACCUCUGAAUACAGCAGGCCGUCCGACGAGAUUCCUCUCCGGGAAAAUACGUCCACUCCCAAGCCGGACAUUUCGCCGCCCAUUGAGACCGGCCCGUACAUCCCGCGGAGAAGAGCCGACGGCGACGGCACGUCUUUUUGGUCACAGACGAGAUCCGAGUCGCGGUCUCGCGGCCGGCCAUGGGUUUGA